Messenger RNA from Colletotrichum abscissum, 774 nucleotides. RefSeq lists its product as uncharacterized. The record is from RefSeq and is a predicted model, not a curated record. The transcript has 5 exons. Lineage: Eukaryota; Fungi; Ascomycota; Sordariomycetes; Glomerellales; Glomerellaceae. The coding region runs from base 1 to 774 and encodes 257 amino acids.
AUGACAAGUCCGGAUUCGACUACAACGUCUUACUCAACAGACAACAAAGGAACUGGAAUCAUUGUUGCAAUAUGUAUCAUUGUCGGUAUCAGCACUCUUUUCGUCGCCAUGCGGCUGUUUGUCCGCAUCAAGAUUCUUGGACAAACCCAUUUGGAUGAUCACCUUACUGUUCUUUCUCUGCUUCUCAGCUACACGACGAUAGCUCUAGAAAUUUGGGCCAUUCGAUGCGGUAACGGUCGGCAUGCGGAUACCCUUUCUCAAGAACAGCAAUCCGCAGCAAUCCUAUCCACAAUAUCAGGAUUUCCUCCAAACGUCCUCGCAUACACUAUACCGAAGUUUGCCGUCGUGGCACUCCUCGUGAGGAUAUUGAAUCCAGGAAGGAUGCAUCAAGUACUGCUCUGGGGCAUGGCGACCGGGUGUCUGGUGCUGGUGUCCCUCUGCAUCAUCAUUCUCUUUGCUCAGUGCACCCCUACUCACGCUCAAUGGGACUUCAAAGUGACUGAAAAGAGCUGUUGGAGUCCAUGGGUUCUUGUAAACGUCGCGUUAUUGACAGGAGCAUACUCCGCGGCGCUUGACUUAUACCUUGCAGUUUAUCCAGCGACGGUUUUGAUGAGGCUUCAGAUGAAUAUCAAGAAGAAAGUGAUCCUGAGUACUGCUCUUGGGAUUGGAUCGAUCUCUUGCUUCAUCUCCAUUUACAAAAGUACAAGACUACCAUCUCUCGCCAGCGAAGACUUCACGUAUGACAGUGCGGAGCUUGUUGUGUGGACCAUGUGA